Messenger RNA from Sycon ciliatum, 3867 nucleotides. RefSeq lists its product as uncharacterized. The transcript has 17 exons. The coding region runs from base 185 to 3145 and encodes 986 amino acids. Gene Ontology annotation, cellular component: membrane. The record is from RefSeq and is a predicted model, not a curated record. Lineage: Eukaryota; Metazoa; Porifera; Calcarea; Leucosolenida; Sycettidae.
CAGGAACAACAACAUUUCCUUCGUUUACGAUGUUGACAAGGCUAUAUACGGUACCCAGGAGCUAAACAGGCCACAAAUAAGCUACCAGAACAAGUAUGACAUUAUACCUGUGAAUAAAAACGAACCAACAUAUAACGAGACUGUUCGCAACCUGCCAUGUGGCUCGGGACGUGAUUUCACGGUGAUGGACGGUGGACUGACAUGUGACAUUCCACCAGCACCAGGAACCUCUUGUGAUUUGAACUCACUAGUUAGCGACCAGUGUAGCUUGUUCCCAAAGUUAACCAAGACAAUUAUGUUUAAUGGAGUAUCCAUACCAAUUGCACACUGCCCUAAUUAUACACACCUUGUAAUGAAUCCUUGUCCAUCGCAACCAGAAGUUGGUUCUGUCUUGCACAAUGCUGUUAGAAGCUGCAAGCCCAGUUUCACAUCUCACCUAUGUACCUGUGGUACGGCGGACCUAGAGUUCACUUGUGAAAAACCUGUUCAGAAAACCUGCACUUCUGAAACAGUGACAUUCGACAGUGACUUUCAGAACUACACCCAGAUAAAUGGAGUAUGGGCUCGCGACAAUAGCCCAACUCUUUUCUCUGCUGCUGGUUCACAAGGUGACCACACUACAGGCUCUGGUCAUUACCUAUCAAUUGAUAUCGGUGAUAAUACUACUAAAGUGUCUACUCUUCAUUCACCCUGGUAUACUACUAUAAGCAGAGCAUGUACAGUGUCUUUCUGGUACAACAUGGAUAGCGAUGACAAGACAACUAAUGGAACACUGGUUGUGAACUGGGAAAGUGCAUCCUCUACCCACAGGCUAUUUUCAAGGACAGCUGAUCAGGGAAAUGGUUGGGCUGAAGCAAACAUUGUUUUACACUAUCCGACAUAUACUAAGUUUCGUUUGGUCUUUGAAGCAAGUCACACUGCAGGAAAUGCUACAAGUGGUUACAUUGCAAUUGAUGACAUAUCGUUCGACAAGAUGACGUGUUGUGGUGAAGCCGUUUGCCUGCUGCCAAAAAUACAAAAUGGAACUGCAAAUGGAAGAGCACCAUCCAUUAACAAUAAAUUCACAGAGUAUGGAGUCGUGUGUGACUCCGGCUAUGAAUUAUCUCGUUCGGACUACGAGCGCCGAUGCCUCGUCGUCAAUGGACAGUUUAAGAGCCCCCCAUCAUGUAUAGCUGUUUGUAUGUUACCCAACAUACUGAAUGGCUCUACCUAUGGCACAGGUCUGAGUUCUAAUUCUACAAGUUUCAUCACCUAUACAGUACAAUGCGAUAGAGGUUACAAAUUGAAGAAUACCAACUAUGAUAACAACUGCUCGCAUCCCCCCUCUUUUCCGUUUCCCCCAAGAUGUGUGGCCGUGUGUAAGGCACCAAAAAUACCCAAUGGAAAUGUCAGUGGUUUGAAACUUCAUGAGGAGAAGGAUGAUUUGAUUAGUCUGUAUAACGUAACUUGUCAUGACGGAUACAUUGUGACAAAUAGGAACUACGAUCGACUAUGCUCGAGUCCUCCAACGUUUAUCACUCCCCCAAGCUGUGAAGCCCUUUGCCUGCUGCCAAAAAUACAAAAUGGAAUUGCAAAUGGAAGAGCACUAUCCUUGAAUAAUAAAUUCACAGAGUAUAGAGUUGUGUGCGACUUCGGCUAUGAAUUAUCUCAUUCGGACUACGAGCGCCGGUGCUUCGUCGGCAAUGGACCGUUUAAGAACACCCCAUCAUGUGUAGCGCAUUGCCCCCUGCCAAGUAUCGAUGAUGGAUUAGUAGUGGCCGUCGGGUCACUGACCAAGGAUGAGACAGCAGCAGAAUAUAGUGUAACUUGUAAUGCUGGCUAUGUUUUAACCAAUGAACAAUACAAUCGAACCUGCCAUAAUCCUACUGGAUUUACAUCACCGCCCAGUUGUUUAGUUGUAAUGUGCCCAAGCCGAGUAGCACCGGAAAAUGGACAACACGUGCUACCGAGUCAGCUGACCUACGGUAAUCAGAUAGUCUACCAGUGUAACGAGGGGUCUAGUCUUAAUGGAACUAACAUCAGUACUUGCACGGACGAAGGCAGUUGGUCAUCGCCCAUACCUACAUGUGCAGUGAUGGUUGUUGACACGGCGGGGUCUAAUUUAAACUCCAAGUCUGCCGUCGGCACAGUGGUUGGUUCAAUCUUCGGAAUUGGCGUACUGAUCGUUGUAGCAGUGGUGUUCUUUUUACACCAGAAUCAAACUGGAAAGCUACCCCCAGCAGUGCAAGGCCCGGCAACCAAACUGACCAAUGCUUGGACAAACCUCAAGGGCCGUUUCGUUGGAAGGACUGAAUCUAGACAAACAAUUGGUAUAAGGCGGGCCAAUGAUAACAAUUCUUCUCAAUGCGGAGGGGAGGGCCAAGUGGAAACGGACACGUACGAGUCACUUCCUGUUCGUCCAGCUAAUGAUUGCACGGUGACGCUACGCGAACUGCCAAACACCGCGGGUACCAUUGUGGACUAUAAAGUCUACGGGAACGAGAUACCGGCAGAAUGCUCCGAAAAUGAGAUGUAUGCUGGAUUGGAUUCCGCUGGGUUUCAAGUUUACCAGAACAACAAGGCAAAGAAAGAAAAUUCAGAUGAUACCUAUGAGAUGGAUAACCCUGAUUUGCCUGAGAGAAUCAAACCCAUUGAAGAUGAAGAACAUAUUUACGAACUUGAGUCAACCAUCUGCUCCUCCACUCAAGAUGCUUAUCAGAACAAUAGGAGUACAGAAGACAGCCCUGAGUCUGAAAUAUACAACAACGACCCAACUGUGCAAGGUCCUGCUGCAGACGAUAUAUGUGAGAUGGAUGAUGCCCCGUCAAACUCUACUCUGAAUACAAAGCAGAGCCAAAGGACUAUCCCAUGCGCUGCUCAGGAUGACGUUUAUGAGAUGGAUGAUGCCCCAUCAAUCUCGACUACCACUGUUAAGCAGAUCCACAAGACUACCCCACGGGUUGUUCAAGAUGACGUUUACGAGAUGGAUGGUGACCCGUCGAGCUGUAUUAAAGCUGUCAACCAGAGCAACAAGAUCUCUCAAGAUGGUGCUACUGAUGAUAUCUAUGAAAUGGAUGCUGAUGUAAACCAGACCAACAUGCAUGCUGAUGUACACCAGAACAGCGGAACUGUGCAAGAUCCUGCUGCAGCUGAUAGCUCCCGUUAGUGGCAGUCACAUCUAGGGGCGUUCUUGUGCCACGUGAUAUUACUGCUCAACACCCGACCUUUGUGAAUACACUGUGUAUGUACAAUAGAUACCGUUGCUGAUACUAAAGAUGGCAUCAAUGCCGGAUUUGAAUGAUUCUGAAGAUGGCAUCAAUACCGGAUUUGAAUGAUUCUGAAGAUGGCAUCAAUACCGGAUUUGAAUGAUUCUGAAGAUGGCAUCAAUACCGGAUUUGAAUGAUUCUGAAGAUGGCAUCAAUACCGGAUUUGAAUGAUUCUGAAGAUGGCAUCAAUACCGGAUUUGAAUGAUUCUGAAGAUGGCAUCAAUACCGGAUUUGAAUGAUUCUGAAGAUGGCAUCAAUACCGGAUUUGAAUGAUUCUGAAGAUGGCAUCAAUACCGGAUUUGAAUGAUUCUGAAGAUGGCAUCAAUACCGGAUUUGAAUGAUUCUGAAGAUGGCAUCAAUACCGGAUUUGAAUGAUUCUGAAGAUGGCAUCAAUACCGGAUUUGAAUGAUUCUGAAGAUGGCAUCAAUACCGGAUUUGAAUGAUACUAAAGAUGGCAUCAAUACCGGAUUUGAAUGAUUCUGAAGAUGGCAUCAAUACCGGAUUUGAAUGAUUCUGAAGAUGGCAUCAAUACCAGAUUCGAAUGAUUCUGAAGAUGGCAUCAAUACCAGAUUCGAAUGAUUCUGAAGAUGGCGUCAAUACUGGAUUCGAAUGAUUCUCUCUC